This is a messenger RNA of Chrysochloris asiatica (Cape golden mole), 1036 nucleotides long. Its product is annotated as olfactory receptor 5AU1-like. Gene Ontology annotation, cellular component: membrane. Gene Ontology annotation, molecular function: G protein-coupled receptor activity; odorant binding; olfactory receptor activity. NCBI's taxonomy places the organism in Eukaryota, Metazoa, Chordata, Mammalia, Afrosoricida, Chrysochloridae. The transcript has a single exon. Bases 29 to 1036 code for a protein of 335 amino acids. The record is from RefSeq and is a predicted model, not a curated record. Gene Ontology annotation, biological process: G protein-coupled receptor signaling pathway; sensory perception of smell.
GUUGUCUUUAGGGAAGGCGCUAAACCCAAUGAGAGCCCUCAGAUAUUCAAUCAAAUUUCUGCUGGUUCCUUCUUUCCACACCCCAGAGCCCUGGAGAAAUAUGGAUGGGGCAAACCUGAGUCAAGGAGUUGAGUUUGAGCUCUUGGGUCUCACCAAUGACCCCCAGCUCCAGUUGCUGCUCUUCGUGUUGUUCCUGGGCAUGUACAUCAUUACUUUGCUGGGAAAUCUGGUCAUGUUCUUCCUGAUUCAUGUGAGUGCACCCCUGCACACACCCAUGUAUUCCCUUCUAAAGAGCCUCUCCUUCUUGGAUUUCUGCUACUCCUCUACAGUUGUCCCCCAGACGCUGGUGAACUUCUUGGCUAAGAGGAAGGUGAUCUCCUACUUUGGCUGCAUGGCUCAGAUGUUCUUCUUUGCAGGCUUUGCCACCAGUGAGUGCUAUCUCAUUGCUGCCAUGGCCUAUGACCGCUACGCUGCUAUCUGUAAGCCCCUGCUCUAUCCAAUCAUCAUGUCUCCUGAGGUCUGUACAUCUCUGAAUGCUGGCUCCUACAGCGCAGGAUUUCUUAAUUCUCUUAUCCACACAAGCUGUAUCUUUAGCCUGAAGUUCUGUGGUGCUCAUGUGGUCGCCCAUUUCUUCUGCGAUGGACCACCUAUCCUGUCCCUCUCUUGUGUGGACACCUCUCUGUGUGAGAUCCUGCUCUUCAUUUUCGCUGGUUUCAACCUUUUCAGCUGUACUCUCACCAUCUUGGUCUCCUACGUCUUCAUCCUCAUUGCCAUUCUGAGGAUGAAAUCAGCUCAGGGCAGGUUCAAGGCAUUUUCUACCUGUGGCUCCCACCUCACUGCAGUCAGUCUGUUCUACGGCACAACACUUUUUAUGUACCUGCGCCCCAAGUCCAGCUACUCCCUAACCCAAGACCGCACAGUUGCUGUAAUGUACACUGUGGUGAUUCCAAUGAUGAACCCCCUGAUCUACUCUUUGAGAAAUAAGGAUGUAAAGGAAGCUUUGGGAAAGGUUUUGGGCAGGAAAAAAGUGGCAUGA